This is a messenger RNA of Syngnathus acus (greater pipefish), 1237 nucleotides long. Its product is annotated as probable flap endonuclease 1 homolog. Gene Ontology annotation, molecular function: manganese ion binding; magnesium ion binding; 5'-3' exonuclease activity. Gene Ontology annotation, cellular component: nucleus. The transcript is spliced from 11 exons. Lineage: Eukaryota; Metazoa; Chordata; Actinopteri; Syngnathiformes; Syngnathidae. Bases 37 to 1083 code for a protein of 348 amino acids. The record is from RefSeq and is a predicted model, not a curated record.
ACCAGAAGUGACGUCAUAUCUGUUGACAGUGCAGGGAUGGGGAUCACAAAACUAGCAGAUUUGAUCCGACUGGAAGCUCCCGGUGCAAUUUCCCACAAGUAUAUUGGCGACUACACAGGCAAGGUAAUUGCCAUGGAUACAUCAAUUGUCAUAAACCAGUUCCGUACCGCAACACCAUCACUCAACCCGCUGACCGGUCUCCUCUUUCGGACGCUCACCUUACUGGAACAUGAUAUAAAGCCUGUGUUUGUGUUUGAUGGAAAACCCCCGGAAGAAAAGAUCCCUGCUCUUCAGAAACGAGCAGAGGCAGCAGGUUGGCGCUCCCCCAACCAUUUGGGCACAGCAUCACUUCAAACAAAAGACUGUUUCCAACUCCUGAAGCUGCUGGGUGUACCUGUGAUCCAGGCUCCAGGAGACGCUGAAGCCUUUUGCGCUUGGCUGGUGAAACGGGGGAGCGCGGAAGCUGUGGCAUCAGAAGACAUGGACACGUUGCCAUUUGGAGCGCAUGUUGUGAUUCGUCAUAUGAAUGCCAAAAAAGACAGUGACAUUGUGGAAUAUUCUUUACCGAAGUUGUUGGAGAAACUCCAACUAACUCACAAAGAGUUUGUCGACCUUUGCAUCUUGCUGGGAUGCGACUACUGCGACAAGAUAGUCGGCUUUGGUCCAAAGAGAGCGCUGAGUCUCAUCCAGAAGUACCGCACUAUCGAAAAUAUCGUUUUGCACAUCAACACAAAGACCCAUCCUGUACCAGAUAACUGGAAAUACAAAGAAGCGCAGAAGUUAUUUUUGGAAACACCAAACGCAGAAGUACCUGAGUUUAUGUGGACUGAACCUGACGAAGAAGCCUUGGUUGGGUUUCUCUGCCAGAGUACAUACGUCAGGGAGCAACGAGUCCGUCAUCGCAUGGAGAGAUUCCGACAGAUUCGGGAGAGUAAGCGGAAGGAAAGGGAGAAGACGACUGCAGCGGGACACUGCAGUCAAACUCGGAUGGAUGACUUUUUCAGAGUUCUUAGAAAGAGGGAGCAGCCUGCGGAAGCUGCUGACUGUGGAAGCAGCAAGAGAAAGAAACCAAAAUUGAAAUGAAGCCAUCAAACGUGAAUGGGAGUUGUUUGGACCUCUCGCUUCCUUUGCAGAACCAUCACAAUCGCGUGUCAACCAUUUGGUGUAGAUAUUUUGUUUUUUAUCUAAACAAAAGGUUGUGCCUCGUUUUAUAAUGUGAAAGUGACAUUUUGUUCCA